UCUCGUUUAUAGGCAGCGGACCGAGUCGAUCGCAAUAUUAUAUAUAUACGUGUAUAGAGACACGCGGCUCGGCGCGAGCGCUCCAUGUACACUACCUUCUCUUUCCUGUGAGGCCCGUCAAGCGCGGCGUUGCUGCAUUACUCACACACACACACACACAAUACCGAACGCGCACACAUAUAGACACGGAGAUCUGCAUCUGUGUAUAUAUACCUUGCCUGUGCAGUGUAGGAGCCCGGGACCUUUUCGCUCUCGACGAGUGCGCGUACUUGGUGUGUCCGUGUGCUGCUAUACUACUGUGCGAGUGAGUGCGAGCUACCAAAAUGGCGGCAAUUUACUCCUACUACGAUCCCUUGUACUAUUGUUAUCGCCGUCUGCACUACGCCGGAUGCUGAGAAAGACUCUCACUGCUCACCGCAGUGAUAACAAUUUUCGUCCUCGUUUGUUCGUCGUCGUCGUCGUUGUUGUUGUUACUUGUUUGUUGUAUAAUAUAUCGAUGUAAUAUAUCUAGUGCUCGCGUGCGAGGUGAGAUAUACCAUUGGAAGCUCUGCAAUUAAAUCGUUAUAUGAAUCGAGCUGUGCGAGUGCGUGUGACAAUCCAAAAAACAAGCGGAAUAUAAAGCCUCUGUUGUUCGUGUGCCAUUAUCACAUAAAAAAAACGACGAGCCUGCUCGAUCAACGAGCAAAGGAAAAAAGAAGAAGAAAAAUCGGCUCUCGAGCUCUCGUCUGCAACGCGAGUGCAUCCAGCGAUUCGUCGUCGUACGCAGAGUGUGAAGAUCGUCUCGUAUUAUAUAUGCGUAUACGCGAGUGUAUGUGUACAUGUGUGCGGCUGAGUUAAUGCAUCGCUGAACACACCUCAAAAAGGGCCUCAACCGAAGGAACGAAUCUUGCCGGUCUCCAUGAUUCGAGGGGAAGCCAGCAAGUUCGUAGCAGUAGUAGUAGAAGAAGAAGAAGCAAGGGAGAAACAGAGGAAAAAGCUGCACGCGUGAGUCGGCGACUACAUCGCCGCUGAGUGAGCGAGAAAGAAGGAAAGAACGGGGCAAAAAACAAUCAUGGAUAAACAAGCGGUGACGAUGCUGCUAUUACUGUCGCUUUUGGCUUUCGCGACACACUUGAGCGAGGCUCACGUGGCGCUCACGUUCCCACGUGCUCGUACUUAUGAUCUCGAUUUUCUCGAUAGCGCCAGGACUCCGGGCCCCUGUGGAAUGCCAAAAGGUGACAUCAAGACUACUCUGCUGGCUGGCAGUAGUUUCAACAUUACUUGGCAUCUCGCCUAUCCACAUAAGGGAGGAUUCAGACUUCAUAUUUUAGAUGCAAUGGGUAGGCAAGCAGUCGACCUCACUCCACGCACCAAGGAAUCUGAUUUCAUUGAAAACGAUGCUACGGCCCAAAGUUAUGCAGUUGAGCUAUCUAAAAACUUUACGUGCACCGAUUGUACCAUUAGAUUGCUUCGCAAAGCCUCAGAGUGGGGAGACAAUUACAUGUUCUGGUCUUGCGCUGACAUUGAUAUUGUCGAGAAAAAGGUAUACAGAGAAACGUGCAGCAAUCACGGCCGUUUCAUUUCGAACCGCUGCAGAUGCGAACGACUGUAUCACGGACCUCGAUGCCAGUACAAGGAGGAAUGCUUGGAUAACGCGGACUGUGGCACGCAGGGUGUCUGCGUCACAAACGUGGCCACGACCUCGCCUGCCAACCACUGCUACUGCCAGGUGGGAUGGUUCGGACCGAACUGCUCGAAACGCUCGCCGGUAAAAAACAUCGACCUCGACCUGGACGCGUACUCGAUGCGACGAUUCUCCAGCGAUUUCACUUUCUAUUGGCGCAUACUCAAGGACACCCAAGAGUUCGAAGGUGUCGCCGUUGUGAACAGCACUACCUGGGUCGGUGUGGGCUGGCGCCCGAGCGACCUCACGAAGAGCUGUCGCGCCAUGCCGGCGAUUCAAGAUCGCAACGCAGCCAAGAAAAGUACUCCCGAGCCGUUGCCGCGACCGGAGCCCAAGAGCGAGCCCGAGCCCGAACCCGAGGCGCACCCCGAGCCGGAGCCCGAACCCGAGCCACACGCCGAGCCAGAGCCCGAGCCCGAACGAACUCAAGUCAGGUCGAAUAACAACAAGCGUUCGGCUAAGCACGAGGCAGUCGUAAACGAUGACGAUGUCACGGUCCAAACCAGCGUGACGUAUCACGUUAGCUCCAAGAAUGGUCGAAAGAAGAGAACGCCAGAGCCAGCGCAAAAACAAAAGACCGGGGAACCAGCCAGCGAGCCCGAACCUACCUCAGAGCCAGAACCUAUAUCCGAGCCAGAGCCAAAUUCCGAACCAGAACCUAGCUCAGAACCCGAACCCAAGUCCGAGCCUGAACCUACCUCGGAACCAGAACCUAAAUCCGAGCCAGAGCCUACGUCUGAACCAGAGCCUAAUUCUGAACCCGAACCAAGUUCAGAGCCAGAACCAAAAUCUGAGCCAGAGCCUACCUCGGAACCAGAACCUAAAUCCGAACCGGAGCCUAACGCAGAACCUGAACCCAACGCAGAGCCCGAACCUAACGCAGAACCAGAGCCCGAAUCCGAGCCCGAACCAAAAUCCGAACCUGAACCUGAACCUAAAUCCGAGCCCGAGCCUAAGUCUGAACCCGAACCCAAAUCGGAACCCGAACCUAAAUCUGAGCCAGAGCCCCAUUCGGGAGGGUCGAAACAGCAAACUAAGGCGAAACAAGGAUCGCCCAAAGAAUCGCUUGGCAAGUACACGCCGAAACAUGAUUUCCAUGCCAUGGACUGUACGGAUAUCGUGAUUGGCUCGGCUCGAGGCAUGGCGCAUCGAAUCGGAGAUUAUUACACGCGCGACAGGUCGACGCCACGUCUCGACUCGUUCUGGGGCGGUAAGGACAGUCUGACCGCUGCCAUGGGAUUCGAGCGAGACGGAGUCACGACAAUAUUAUUUAGGCGGAAACUUGCUGCCGACGAGCACUUCAGUGACCACGAAAUUGCCGACGCAACUAUGCAGGUAAUUUGGGCUAAAGGCCAAGAACCUGGCAAAUACAUUCACCAGCCACCGAGCGGUAUCGAGAAGAGUAAAGUUAGUGUCAAGGACUUUUACAAGACCGAUGAAUUAAAAUAUCACGGACACAGGUCUCAGCGAGGCAUUGCCAGCAUCAACUUUUUUGAGGAUGAGAGUGACAAGAAGAACAGUAGAGAGAAAGACCACGAUGAGUGCAGCGGCGAAUGGAAUUACCCGAAGCAGUGUUCGGUAGAAAAUUACACUUGCGAAUACAGCGUGAGAUGGGUCUACAAUUCGAAAAAGGAGGAGAUAUCGUUCACGAUAGUGACCAAGAACGUCGAUAACUGGACGGGCAUAGGUUUCUCGAAGGACGAAAAAAUGACGAAAACCGACGCCAUUCUUGGAUGGGUCGACAAAACGAGCGGCCGGCCAUUUAUAAGCGACACCUGGAUCGACAGCUACGGGGCUCCAACCCUCGAUUCAUCGCAAGACAUCUACAACACCAGUGGACGCAUCGAACACGGCCAAACGACCCUAAGAUUUACGAGAAAGAGAGUAACCAAAGACGAAAACCGUGACUUAUUCUUCACGGACGAGCAAUGUCUCUACUUGAUGUACCCCAUUAAAGGAGGUUCCUUCCAUCCUGUAAAUAAAAGAAUCGGCAAACAUCAAGAAACGCCGAUAGUGUCGACGCGAAAAUUGUGUUUCAAAUCAACGUCGGUGUGCAAUCUUGAUGAUAAUAAUGAAUUAGCCACACCAGUUCCGCCUACUAGGAUAUUCUACGAUUUCGAAGUCAGACUGACAAAUCUUGGAGUCGGAUACAAUGCUCCACCGCCAGGAACGGACAGUUUCCAGGACAUCUCAAAUACAAUUACCGAUAGUUUCACUCCAGCACUUCAGAAAGUCCCUGGUUUCCAUCAUCUGAAGCUUAGCGAAUUGAAAAACACUGGCGACGACGGCGUUAUCGCGAAAUUCCGCCUAGCCAUGGACAAGAUAAAGGGUCGCAAGAUAACGAUCCCUUCGGAAGACCAUACAGCUGACCGCGCCAAAGCCGUCUUAUCGAAGUCGCUCAGCAGUGGAAAAGUCGGUGCUCUCUCGGUCGACCCGAACUACCUGGUGCUCCGCUCCUAUCAAUCCGAUGCCAACGACUUGGAUAAGGAAGGAAGCGAGAAUACUCUCGCGUCUGGACUAUUGAUAGGCCCCACGAAGCUCUACAUCGUCAUCGGCUGCUUCGUGGCUCUUUUGCUUGUCGCUCUCCUUCAAGUUACCUGCACUAUUUACAAAACUUCGAAGAAGCGCACCACCAAGGACCGACUAAUCGGUAAAAACGGCUGGGUGGAUUACUCGACCUCGGCAAACACUAAUUUCGCCUUCGAAGCCUUCGAAACGGAAGAAAAGUCACCACCGCCUCCCGUCUCGAGUCUCAGCCGACCUCGUGAAAUGAUGAUGAUCAGCAACGGCCACCAUCCCAGCAACGGCGACACGAACACCAAGAGCGUGAACGGACACUACAGCAAUCAUCAUCACUCGCAGAUGAUGUCGUCGCCGCAGCAGCAGCCGCAGCUCAAUAUCCCGGGUCAGCGCAACAGCGUGGCGAUGAUGCCGCCGGGACCCAGGGCCACCUACAGUCUGCCGCGAGGCCCCCGACCAGGCAACGGCGUGUCCUCGAGUCCGGGUGUCGUGGCCGCUGGCUAUUAUACCCAAGACAGGCGCAACGCGCCGCGUUACGGCAACGGCAAGGCCGGUCCCAACGGCCACAAUUCGCAGAACCAGCCGGACUUUUACUUCAUGCCGAGUCAGAGAAAGUACAGUGGCGAGGUUGUGCGCGUUUACGUUGAUUACGCCAAUCAAAAAACUAAAUGAACACUGCGAUGCCGUCCCCUCUCAUUACUCCGUCAAGUGCCCAAUACAUAAAUAUACAUAAAUAAAUAUUUACGUAUAUCAUUUCCGGUAUAUAUUACGCAAUGUAUAUCAAAAACUAAGUCUUGCGCGUCAUACUUAAUUUAUAACACGAAUGGAAAUUGUGCGUCUGUGAAUGUUCGUUAGUAGCACAUGCGCACCCUUUUCAAUCUUAGUUUCGUAUCGAUUUCUGUAUAUAAAAACCAAUUUAAUAAAAUAAUACCUCUAUAUUCAUUACUAUUAUUAUAAAAAUAUUAUGGAUAUUAUUGUUGAAAGUUCAUAUUCGAUAAUUAGGAUAUUUUCAUUACUUUGCUAUUUUUUAAUUUUAAUUUAAGAACAAAAAUUGAAAAGAGGAAGAAUCUUUAAGAUUAAAGAGGAAACUCUAGCCCCUAGUGUAGCUAAUUUAUAAACAUUGUAUGUUCACAGCCAGUCUCAAGAUGUAAAUUUGUUUCUAAGUUUAUUAUUCUCGAGUGUUGAAAUAAUUUAUCUUGUAAAUAGGCAACGCUCGAUGAAUUUUAACGUCACCGUGUACACUUUAGCGUGUACACGUGACGAAGAGAGCUUGCGUGUACAUUUUUUAUUUGAUCGACUCAUAGAUUAUAUUAUACGUUAAACAAAACUCAAAUGCGUGUAUAUAUACACACUAUAUUUAAAACAUGUAGCUAUGACAAAAUAAAAUCAAUAAAUUAUAUUUCACGAUGUUAUUGUUUAUAAAAUGAUACUAAAAAUUAUUGAGUACUAUACUGCUAUAUUUUGAACGGUCCAAUUCCGAUUUAUGUACUACCUUGGGUAAUUCAUUCGCUUAAAAAUGUUAUUUCU
Messenger RNA from Trichogramma pretiosum, 5710 nucleotides. RefSeq lists its product as uncharacterized. Bases 1052 to 4855 code for a protein of 1267 amino acids. The record is from RefSeq and is a predicted model, not a curated record. Lineage: Eukaryota; Metazoa; Arthropoda; Insecta; Hymenoptera; Trichogrammatidae. The transcript has 18 exons.